AUGGCAGACAAGGAACUCGAUCUUGGCCGUGAGCCUCAGACUCCGACCCAAAAUGCCGGGCCCUCGUCACCUACCACGACAGAAGUGGCGUCUGACAGCAGCGUCCACGAAUUCAAUGAGCAGACCAACUAUGUGCCCAGGAGGACCAUUAUCACGAUCUUCCUGGCAUGUGCCGGCGCCGACCUCCUUGCCCUCAUGGACCAGACCACUCUCGCAGCGAGCUUGUACAUUGUCGGAGAGUCUCUUGGUGCCAUGUCCCAGGUAUCGUGGAUAGCAAGCGGCUACUUCAUAACUUCCACCGUUGGCCAGCUCGUCUAUGGUCGUCUAUCCGAUAUCUGGUCCCGCAAAGUCGUUCUUCUAACCGGCCUGGCCAUAUUCUUCUUUGGCUCCCUGGCCUCGUCUCUAUCCCAGUCUGUCCUGCAGCUCACCAUAUUCCGUGCCUUUACUGGCAUUGGAGGCGGCGGCCUCAUGACGGUCGCGCAGUUGAUUGUCAGCGACGUCGUACCCCUGCGUGAGAGGGGAAAAUAUCAGGGAAUUCUUGUAAAGCUCACCCUCUUCCCUAAAACUCUCCCCCCCCCGAUACGUAUAUACAUAGGAUUGCAGGGCGCUGUUGUGGCCAUCGCCAACGGAAUCGGUCCUGUCAUUGGUGGUGCUCUCUCGUCCAGCUCGGAACAAGGUUGGCGUUGGAUCUUUCGGCUUAACAUGCCCUUGACCAUUCUCACCACGGCUGGCGUCAUCUUCUUCAUGCCUCUUAAAAAGGUCAACGGCGACUGGAAAAUGAAACUCAAGGCCGUCGACUUCUUUGGCAUCUUCCUCGCCCUCGGCGGCACCAUAGUCCUGAUCCUCGGUCUGACCUGGGGAGGCGGUCAGUACUCGUGGGACUCGGCACAUGUCAUUGCCAGCCUGGUCGUAGGCUUCGCCUUAUGUGUCGGCUUUGUGUUUUGGCAGUGGAAGGGGCCUCGUUACCCUCUUGUUCCACUUCACGUCUUCAAGUCCAAGAUUGUCAACGGAGCCUGCAUCACAAUGGCCAUCAACGGCUGGAACUUUGUCGUGCAGGUCUACUACGUCCCCUCCUUCUACCAGCUCGUCUACGGCUACUCUGCCACAAAGGCUGGUGCGAUGCUUCUGCCCAUCACCCUGAUCCAGACAGCCAGCAGCACCCUCUCAGGCCUCAUUGUCCACUGGGUUGGCCGGUACCGCGAGUGCAUCCUCUUCGGCUGGGCCUGCUGGGCCGUUGGACUAGGGCUCAUGUCCACGCUGGAUGAUACCACGGGCGUGGCCAAGCAGAUUGGCUACUCUAUCCUUAUAGGUGUGGGGGUGGGCAACACGUUGCAGCCAUCUUUGAUCGCCGUCCAAGCAGGAGCCUCCAGGCGAGACAUGGCCGUCGUCACGUCGUUCAGAAACUUUGUACGCAAUCUCGGAUCGACACUCGGUCUAGCCAUAUCUGGAAGUAUCAUCAACAAUGUUGUUUCCGACGCACUGUCAUCCGACGGUAUCAGUGGCACCGAGUUGGACGUGCUCUUGGGUAGUCCCCAGCGGUACCUCGCCACGCUCCCCUCGGCACGAGCCCAGCAGAUCCGCGACGACCUCACCCCCGCAUACAAGGAAUCCUUCCGUAUAAUCUUCCUCGUAGGGGCUGGAUUGUGCUCUGCGGCCUUUGUCUUUUCCUUUUUCAUGAUGCCACAGGUUGAGCUGUCCAGGCCAGAUGACGAGAAGCUCAAGGAGGAGGGUCGCAAGGCUCAGUUGGAGAAGAAGAGGGAGAAGAGCGAGGUUUGA
This is a messenger RNA of Geosmithia morbida, 1776 nucleotides long. RefSeq names its product to MFS drug transporter. Gene Ontology annotation, biological process: transmembrane transport. Bases 1 to 1776 code for a protein of 591 amino acids. The record is from RefSeq and is a predicted model, not a curated record. NCBI's taxonomy places the organism in Eukaryota, Fungi, Ascomycota, Sordariomycetes, Hypocreales, Bionectriaceae. Gene Ontology annotation, molecular function: transmembrane transporter activity. The transcript has 9 exons.